This is a messenger RNA of Amphimedon queenslandica, 343 nucleotides long. RefSeq names its product pre-mRNA-splicing factor SYF1-like. The record is from RefSeq and is a predicted model, not a curated record. Gene Ontology annotation, cellular component: U2-type catalytic step 2 spliceosome; post-mRNA release spliceosomal complex; Prp19 complex. Lineage: Eukaryota; Metazoa; Porifera; Demospongiae; Haplosclerida; Niphatidae. The transcript has 2 exons. Gene Ontology annotation, biological process: generation of catalytic spliceosome for first transesterification step; mRNA splicing, via spliceosome. The annotation marks the transcript as partial.
UAUUCACAAUAUGAGGAAAAAAUGAUACAAUCAAAGAUGGAGUCAACUACAGAAUUCACUGAGGAAGAUGAGGUUGAGUUGGAACUAAGACUCUCUCGUUUUGAGAACCUAAUGGACUCAAGGCCAGUACUCCUCAGUAGCGUCCUCCUCCGUCAGAAUCCUCACAACGUCCACGAGUCGCACAAGAGGGUGGCACUGUUUGAAGAAAGACCCUCUAACAUUAUUAAAACAUUCACUGAGGCAGUUCAGACUGUCAAUAUAGAGCAGGCAGUGGGGAAACCACACACACUCUGGACUGCCUUUGCUAUGUUCUAUGAAACUAAUAAUCAGCUACCAUGCAGAG